CUUAUUCCGAAGGGGAAGGGGAAGGGGAAGGGCCAUAGCUGUCAUUUCUGAGUCCGAAGCACUUGCUUGUCAUUUUGCGUUCGUUGUUGUUCGAGCAAGCAGGACGUGACAGUCAGCAGAAAUCAAAAUCAUGAACAAUUAUCUUGGGAUAUGCUUAGUGUUCUGUUUUGCAAUAUUUGGAUUGGGCUCUGCCAUCCGCUGUGUCAAAUGCCAGGAUUACACAGGGAGCUGCACACAAACACAGGACUGCAGUUCUGAGGAUGCCUGCCUGACACUGACUGAGAGAGGGGGACAGAAAUAUCGGCAGUGCGUCAAGUACUCUGACUGCGACUUCAAUCGACUGGCCCAGAUAUUCCCAGCUGUAUCAAGCUUCACCUUCAAGUGCUGCACCAGUGACCUAUGCAACGGAGCCACAUCCAUUGGCACUGGCAAGCCGUUGCUGGGCCUUCUGGCCUCAUUGGCAGUGAUGUGGUGGUGUAUGCACUAACCUCGCCCCACACUUACGCCUUAGAAGCUCUAAUGCUGCCUAUCUAAUCAACAUAAGCCGCUGAUGGAACGGCAAGCAGGAAGAUAUGGGCCAAUGGCUCAUGCUGAAAUUAUGCCCUAUUAGUAUUUGCCUGAUUUACUGCAAUGUAAUUGUAAAAUAGGCUUUGGCACUUAACAAUUUCCAUCUAAGGGGGUUUGCUCCAUUAGGUUGUCUAUAGUUUGCUGACCAAAGUUACUGUAAUGUGCUUAAAUGUAAGGGAUAAUUUGAGAAAUGUUUGAGUUUUUGUAUUUGUGUGAUUGAGUGGACAAAGUAUUGUAUAAUUGAAAAUGCAAAUACUGCAGCAUUCAUGAUGUGGAAUUUGGAAGUUAAGGUCAUUUUGUGUGAGACAUUUGUUCACACACAAUGCCUUCACUGCUCUUUUUAAUGCGUAGCGGCAUACCCUGUUACAGAACAUUGCUUUGCCUGUUCUAUAGGAGUCUAUUAAACCAACCUGUCUUUUUUUUUUAAAGGGCACUCUAUAGACCUUUUUGGAUUAAAUCUUUCACAAGGA
Messenger RNA from Coregonus clupeaformis (lake whitefish), 1037 nucleotides. RefSeq names its product CD59 glycoprotein. The coding region runs from base 131 to 487 and encodes 118 amino acids. Lineage: Eukaryota; Metazoa; Chordata; Actinopteri; Salmoniformes; Salmonidae. The record is from RefSeq and is a predicted model, not a curated record. The transcript has 4 exons.